Molecule: messenger RNA, 1881 nt
Organism: Fonsecaea erecta
Lineage: Eukaryota; Fungi; Ascomycota; Eurotiomycetes; Chaetothyriales; Herpotrichiellaceae
Exons: 6
Coding region: 1-1881 (626 amino acids)
Source: RefSeq, a predicted model, not a curated record
AUGAUUGUCAAAGAAUCGAGAUGGGAUCAGCGAGGCAAGCGGCCCGCCAGGAUUGCCAAUGUCUCGGGCGCAAGAACCGACCCCGGCUAUCACAUGCGUCGACAGGCGGAAUGGGGCGACGUUGAUUUCUUGACGGGCGACUACCUCGCUGAGAUCAACCUCCCAGAAAACAAGAAGGGAAUGGACGCAGGUGUGCACGAGGGCUGGGAACAGACCUGCUGGGACGGUUUCGUGCAAACGAUUGACCUGAUUGCCGAGAAAGAGCUGAAGGUCAUCGUCAACGGAGGUGCCCUGAACCCUGCCGGACUGGCAGCCAAAGUCCAACAACUUGUGAACGAGAAAGGCUACUCACUCAAGGUCGCCUAUCUCUCCGGCGAUGAUCUGACCGACGAAACAAAAGACCAAAUCGCUCGAACCGGCAAGAUCCCAGAUCAUCUGGAUUCUAACAACCCCGAUGUCAAAGUCGAAAAGCUCGCCGUGGCCCUGCAGGACUACCAAUCCAGACCAGUCAUCACAUCGCAUGCAUACCUGGGGGCAAGAGGUCUCGUCGGUGCUUUAGAAGGCGGCGCCGACAUCGUCAUCGCCGGCCGGGUCGCCGACGCUUCUCCUGUAAUUGCUGCGGCGUGGUACUGGCAUCAAUGGAAACCCACCGACUACGACCAACUCGCGAGCGCCCUGAUCGCCGGCCACUUGAUCGAAUGCUCGGCCUACACGACGGGCGCCAAUUUCGCCGGGUUCGACCAGUUCGACUUGGACCUGUUGGUGGAUCUCCCCUUCGGAAUCGCCGAGGUGGCCAGCGACGGGACGGCGGUGAUCACCAAGCACGAAAACACCAAGAAGGGUAUCGUGAACACCGACACCAUCACGUGCCAGUUUCUCUACGAGAUCCAGGGCGCCAUCUACCUGAACAGCGACGUGUCGGCCGACACAACGAACAUCGCCAUCCGGGACGUGGGCAAGAACCGCGUCGAAAUGUCCGGCAUCAAGGGCUACCCACCGCCCCCAACGACCAAGCUAGCUGUCUUCUAUGACGCCGGUUAUCAGUGCCAGCUUCUAGCCAACGCCGUAGGGUACGCCACGGACAAGAAAUGGGAGCUUUUCGAGAGGCAGAUGCGCUUUUUCCUCAAUGAGAGAGGUGUUCUGGACAAGUUUGACAAUCUCGAAUUCCAGAUUGUGGGCGUGCCAGAGCCCAAUCCUCGAAGCCAACUCCGCAGUACGACCUAUUGCCGUAUCUUUGCACAGGCCCCGACAGAAGAGCCCAUAUCGCAGAUAUUUCCCGCCUGGGCAGAUCAUAUCAUGCAGCAUUUUCACGGGCUACACUGGUCGCUUGACUACCGCACCGCUCACCCCAAGCCAUACAUAUCCUUCUAUCCUGGGCUAUACGACCAAACCGCACUUAAGGAAGCAGCGCAUAUCUUGGGCAAAGAUGGGAAGGUCGCCAAAACCAUCGACGCGAAACUGCCGACCGAGUUCUACCAUCUGGAGCGAAGGAUCAACUUCGACGCUCAACCAUACGCAUUGCGCAACCCACAGGGGCCCACGAAAACCGUCACGCUGGGUGACAUCGCCUACGGCCGAUCUGGUGACAAGGGCGCCAACUGCAACUUCGGCAUCUACCCCAGGAAUCCCGCACACUGGGACUGGUUCCGCGGAUACAUGUCGCGGCAGAAGCUGCAGGAGCUGAUCGGCGACGACUGGCGCGACACAUACUUCAUCGAGCGCAUGGAGUUCCCCGAGAUCAAGGCUGUGCACUUUGUCGUGUACGGCAUUCUCGGUCGCGGCGUGUUGGCCAGUACCUUGCUCGACUCCCUGGGUAAAGGGUUUGCAGACUAUAUUAGGGCAAAGACGAUCGAGAUCCCCGUCGAGGUCUUGGAGCUAUAA